UCCGUCAUUCGUCAAGGCAUCAUUCUGUUGUUCCACUCGUUUUAAUUCGACCGUGCAAUCGAGCAUCGAGCAAGAUUUAAGAUUGUAAUAGCUUGGUGCCAUGUAAUUGUGUUCGCCGUUCCUUAAUUCGGUAGUUGUUCUUCAUAUAAAUUAUUGUUUACGCUUAUACAGUAGUUUGUUCUUAACCACCUAGUUCAUUUUAAUGUUUAGUGUUUACUGAAUUGUAAUAAAUCCUCAUAUUUUGUUAUCAUGGGUAUUCCUGGUUUAACGUCAUUUAUAAAUCGUAAUUCAACUCAAUAUUUUGAAAAUCUACAACUCAAAGACACUCUAGUAAUAAUAGAUGGUUAUGCUUUAACAAAUUUCCUAUACAGGUUAUAUGAAAAUCAAACAAGUGCAUUUGGUGGAGAAUAUGACGUGUUAGCAAAGGUCUAUACAGAUUUUAUUAAAUUGUUUAUGAGAUGUAAUGUUAUUCCAAUUUUUGUAUUUGAUGGAGCAUAUGAACAACGAAAAAUGGAAACAAUCAUGAGUCGCAUGAGCCAAAGAAUACAAUCAUAUGGACAAUCUGUCAAGUCUUCUGAAUGUAUGCCAAUGUUUGGUAGUGAUGUAAUUUUUGACAUUCUGAAUGACAUGGAUAUACCACAUAUUAAUUGCGAUUUUGAAGCUGAUGCAGAAAUCGUAGCAUUGGCUAAGUUAUUAGAUUGUCCUGUUAUAAGUCGGGACUCAGAUUUUUACAUAAAUACGGUACCUUAUAUACCAUUGGACAAGAUUAUUCUUAAUCUAGAUUAUAAUGUUAAAGAAAUAAAUUGUCAGGUAUAUAAAGUUGAAAAAUUACUGAAUGAAUUURGUGGAUUGAAUGUUGACUAUUUACCUUUAGUGGCUGCCUUAUUAGGUAAUGAUUAUAUAAAGCAAGAUACGUUUUCUUCUCUGUUAAGAAUAAACCCAGGAUGUUUUAACUGUGGAUUGAAACUUAAACGAAUCACAGAAUGGCUAAGAAAACAGCAUGAUGUAAAAUCUGCAGUAUUAAACAUGACUUAUAACAUAUCUCGAAACAGUGAUUAUAUAAAAAAUCAAAUAAACAAUAUCAUAAAAGACUAUAAAAAUAUGAAUAGCAAAUACUUAUCAUUCAUUCUUCAAUACAAAAAAUUGAGUUCAUAUCAAGAUCGAUUAAAACACUUAAAAUCAAACGAAAAGAGUAUACUACCUCCUUGGUUAGAAAUCAACUAUCGUAGGGGCACUGUAAAUGCAGAAGUUAUGACAAUAGUAACAUUAAAAAAAAUAUUUUUUAAAGUACAAAUUGAAGAUUAUGAAAAACUCCCUUAUUACGAAAUUUCAUUCAAAAUUAUGGAAAGAAUAAUUGGAUUAUUGUUUGGAAAAAGUGAUCCAAUCCUCACUAUAGGAAGAAAAAAUGGACUUAAUAUAGGCCAAUACAAAAUAAAACCUUGGAUAACUAACCCAUAUAUACCAUUAGCUGAUAUAAAUAAGAGUGAAUUAGUAUAUCGCAAAAAUAUAAUUUUAAAUUUAGUUAAAAUAAAAAAACUUGAUGGUAUUCCCAAAGAUUGGGAAUUAUUUGUUUUAAUUUUAAUUUACUGGGCAGUUCACACCAAUAAUAUUAAAUCCAGUCACAUGCACGCCUUAAUUGUAUGUGCAAUAACACUUAAUAUCAUAAAAAAAAUUGAAAUUGAUCCGAAAAAUAAAAAAACUGAAGUUAAUAAUGGCAAAAGUGUUAUAGAAGAAAAUAUCACUAAAGUGAAUAAAGAAGAUUGUAUAAAUGCAAUGAGUUUGUUAUCAAAUUAUUUUCAAAUUGGUCAAUAUUAUAAUAACAAGCGUUUAUAUUAUAAAAUUAUUCAUUCAUUUGCACAAUUUCAAAGCUGUGUUUAUUUUUUUAUGAUUCUCAACUCGUUACUGGAUUUCCCAUUUGAUCAGUGUCGCAUUGAACAUUUUUAUAAAGGAUCAUUUUUAUAUAACUUAUGUGUACAAAUGGAAAAUUGUAAUCCAGAAUUAUUUGUAUCAAGUAAACUGUUUAAUAAACUAGAUUCAUUAAAUAAUGUUUAUAAAUCAAUAAUUGAACAUAUAAAAGUGCUGUUGCCAGUUCCAAAAAAAAGAUCAACUGUAGCACAUGAUACUAAUAACAGUUCAAAGUCCAAAGGCAAAAAACCACAGAAAAAUUUUAAGUAACCUUGUAAGAAUUAUUUUAUAAUUAGAAAUUAAAUAAUAUGUAGUAGGUACAU
Molecule: messenger RNA, 2228 nt
Organism: Diuraphis noxia (Russian wheat aphid)
Lineage: Eukaryota; Metazoa; Arthropoda; Insecta; Hemiptera; Aphididae
Gene: ast
Product: single-strand DNA endonuclease protein asteroid
Molecular function (GO): nuclease activity
Source: RefSeq, a predicted model, not a curated record